Molecule: messenger RNA, 1611 nt
Organism: Adelges cooleyi (spruce gall adelgid)
Lineage: Eukaryota; Metazoa; Arthropoda; Insecta; Hemiptera; Adelgidae
Gene: Rrp1
Product: exodeoxyribonuclease
Exons: 7
Coding region: 328-1275 (315 amino acids)
Biological process (GO): base-excision repair
Cellular component (GO): nucleus
Molecular function (GO): endonuclease activity; phosphoric diester hydrolase activity; double-stranded DNA 3'-5' DNA exonuclease activity
Source: RefSeq, a predicted model, not a curated record
GAUUAAAUCGUCAUCUAACGGAUAUAAAUCCCAAAUCCUACUUGUAUCGUUUAUCCUCUUUUAGCUGUUGUUGUUUUUGUUGCGCGUUCAAUCGAUUCGAACAUAAUAUUACUAAUUGUAAUAAUUCAUAAAGUUAUUAUUUACAAUUGAAAAUUAUAUCCGGCCAAAAGUAUUACGGUACAAUUAUGAACCGAUUUCAGGCCGAUUGUGAAUUAUGUUUUUUCUAACCAAAUUUUGAAUCCGAAAAUAACAACAAGACUACACCGUUUUGGCGAACUACAAUAUUAUUAUACUUUGAAAUUUCCUCAUCAUCACAAACCAGUAAAAAUGAGUGGCAAACAAAAGAAAAUGGGAGAUUAUGUGUCCUCGACAAAAGACAAUUCGAAAAAACGUAAUCGUGAUAACGAAGGCGAUGACUCUGCGGCCAAAAAAUUGAAAUCGAGUCAAGUCGAUUUGGAUAGUUUAAAUUUCAAAUGUGACAAGAAAUCUUUGAGCAACAAAGUUUGGAAUACAAAAAUCGUAUCAUGGAAUGUUGCCGGAUUGAGAGCGUGGCUUAAGAAAGAUGUAUUGGGUUAUCUAAAUAAAGAAAACCCAGACAUUUUGUGCUUACAAGAAACGAAAUGUACGGAAAAACAAAUGCCCGAAGAUGCAAAACUACCGGGAUACAAAUUUUAUCUCAACACUGCCAGUAAAGCUGGAUACUCUGGAGUGGCUUUGUACUCAAAAAAGAAACCCCUAAAUGUACGCAUGGGCAAGGAAAUCAAAGAACUGAAUGACGACGAAGGCCGUGUUAUAGAAGCCGAAUACGAUGACUUUAUUCUAGUGGCCACUUAUAUUCCAAACUCCGGACAAGGGUUGAAAACAUUGCCGAAACGAAUGAAAUGGGACGAAGAAUUUAGAAACUAUUUGAAAGGAUUGGACGCAAAAAAACCAGUCAUACUGACAGGAGAUUUAAAUGUCGCGCACAAAGAAAUAGAUCUUAAAAAUCCUUCCACAAACACUAAGACUGCCGGAUUCACCCAAGAAGAAAGAGAUAACAUGUCGUUAUUGCUCAAGCAAGGAUUUGUGGACACGUUUAGACAGUUAUAUCCCGAUCUGGAAGGGGCGUACACAUUUUGGACCUACUUUAGUAACGCCCGAGCUAGAAAUUGUGGAUGGAGAAUUGAUUACUUUAUUGUGUCCGAUAGGCUUAAGGAAAGCAUUUGCGAUAACGUCAUAAGACAUGAAGUUUUGGGCAGUGAUCAUUGUCCUAUUGUGCUGUAUGUUAGCGUAUAAUAAAUAAAACGUAGCUAAGUCGAGCUGUAUUAUUUCCGUAGAAUGAAUUUUUAAUUAUUCUCUAUCAUUUUUUUAAAUUUUUUUCUUAAUUAUAUAUUAUUUUUACAUAACCGAAUCUGGAGUACAAAUAAUAAAACGUUGGACGUAUAAUAGACAUGAAAAUGUUUUCUGAAUUGUUUAUUUUGUACCCAAUGUUUUUGUUACUAAAAUAGUAUUUACGUUUUGUAUUGUAAGUUACUAUUAACGACUUUUUGAUUUUUCAAUAUAAAACCGGUAUAUUUAUUUCACUUAUAUUUAGAUUGUUAAAAUUAAGAAUUACAUUUAUGUACACUAACA